This is a messenger RNA of Amblyraja radiata (thorny skate), 977 nucleotides long. Its product is annotated as beta-1,3-galactosyltransferase 5-like. Gene Ontology annotation, molecular function: N-acetyl-beta-D-glucosaminide beta-(1,3)-galactosyltransferase activity. Lineage: Eukaryota; Metazoa; Chordata; Chondrichthyes; Rajiformes; Rajidae. Gene Ontology annotation, cellular component: endoplasmic reticulum; Golgi membrane. The record is from RefSeq and is a predicted model, not a curated record. Gene Ontology annotation, biological process: protein O-linked glycosylation.
ACGUUAUGGUUGAGGCGCCGCCUCCUCUGGCUGAUCUGCCUCUCGCCUCCCGUCGUCCUGCUCCUGAGGAUGAUGCUGCCCACGUCCAAAGGCAGCGAGAGGGCUUGUACCACCGUGCCCUUCCUGCUUCUGCCCGACUGCCGCUGCGAGAGGGACCCUCCGUUCCUGGUGUUCUUGGUGACGAGCCGGCCGGCAGAAGCGGCAGAGCGGGUGGCCAUCCGCCGGACCUGGGGGGCAGAGCGUUGGAGCCACCAGGGCCGGGUCGCCACUUUCUUCCUGCUGGGGAGGGCGGCGAUGGGGGCGCGGCUGUGGCUGGAGGCACGGGUACAUCAGGACAUCAUCCAGGGCGACUUCGCCGACACUUACUACAACUUGACCCUGAAGGUGAUGAUGGGGAUGGAGUGGGCGCGGCGCCACUGCCAGACUGCGCGCUUCUUCAUGAAGACGGACUCGGACGUGUUUGUCAACACACCCCACUUGCUGCGGCUGCUGAGCUCCAAACCCAGCCGGCGUUUCUUCAGCGGCCAGAUAAUGCACCACAUCCAGCCCAUCCAGGACAAGCGCAGUAAGUGGUACAUCAGCCCGCAGGAGUUCGCCUCCCCAGUCUUCCCCAAGUACUGCUCCGGCACCGGCUACGUCUUCUCCGGGGACCUGCCCAGCCUGAUCUGCCAGGUGGCCAACUCCGUGCCCUUCCUCAAGCUGGAGGAUGCAUUCGUGGGUCUCUGCCUGGCCAGGCUGGGGGUCCCGCCAGUGCCCAUGACGCCACGCCGCCUCUUCUUCACCCUCAAGAUUCCCUUCUCCGUGUGUCGCUACCGCCACCUGGUCACCGCUCACCACGUCAGCCCCGCUGAGAUGCUGCACUACUGGAGCGCUCUGCGGGCACCAGCGGCAGACGAGUGCCCGCCUCCAACUGGCCCGGUCGGAGGGGCACAUGUUGGGAUCCAGGCUGAGGAGUGAAACUGGGAGCCGGCAUUGGA